UUUUGGCAUAGGAGGAGCUCAUGGAAGAAUUUACACCUCUCAGAUGACAGCGAGCCACUGACGUCAGCGAAGAUAUAAUAAAGCGGCUGUACAGGCACGUUCAUGUCUGUGUGUGUGUGUGAAGUUUGGAGAAUCUAGGCCCUAGCGGUAAAGGAAGGUCCAAAGUUGAGGCAAUCAAAUUAAAGAGUCUCGAAACAUCUUAAAAUCAAUAAUAAGCAACAACAUGGAGGUCAGCGCUGAGGCCAAGAUGAUUAUGGUCCACGCUCUAGGCAAACUAUACAGCUCGCGCGCCCAGCGCGGGGGACACCGUCUCCACCGGAGCCUGCUGCUCACGCUCGUAAUACAGUCCGCCCGGGAUAUCUACCACGCAUCGCAGGCCAGUUGUGAAACCACGACAGCAGCAGAGACGAUCCAGCAAGAGUCGCCGAUGGAGGAAACAACUGGAGAUCGUUUGGAGAGGGAGGUUUCCUCGUCUCUGUCUGGACUACCCGCGACCCCCCAGCCCCAGGAGAUUGCAGUAUCCUCCGAGGACGAAACGAACUCACACCCGCUGCACUGCAGUGUAACAGCAGGUAGAGAAGACAAGGAGAACCGGGGCCCGUCGAGGCCUGACCGUAACGCCAGGAAGAGACGGGGCAAGGCGGCCAUGGAGCCCGACUUCCUCCCCUGUAAGAAAGCGAAAAUGGAGCAAGGGAGAAAUACCGUCAUACCGAGCUCUGUGAACUGCUACCGUGUCGGUGGGGACUCCUUGGCUACACCGGUGCCCAUGUUAAGAGCAAUUGCAGCGUUUUGAAGGGACAAUGCAAGAAAGAAGCCACUGCUCCAAAACGGCCAUUAAAAAAGCCAGACUACGGUUUGCAACUGCACAAGUUUGCUUUGAUUUGGGUUCAUAAAUACAAUUUUGUGACCGAGCAGGAUGAAUGCGUCAUGGGCAAAACUAUCCGGGUAUGAGCCGGGUAGAGAGACAGGAGGCCGCAUAUGCGUUCAGACACUAUAGAACGCUGUGGUCUCUAAUGUUGGAAACGUGGCUAUGCCGGGAACUCAGUGGAGAUUUCUCCGAAAAUUGGAGCUUAUUUUGUGAAAGAGGUGACUGAUCGUUACGGUAAAAGAGUUAAUGCUCUCCCGCUGUGACUUUCCCUGCUGGCUGUGCGCCAAAAGAGGGAGAUGGAAGAACAUUGUUUGGUCUAAUACUUUCUAGGGCUGGGCCUGGUCGAAAAGGACUGAAUACUAUACACAGCACAAGCCUAAACCGACUGAAUAGUGCUGUUUACAAGGACUUUUAUAGCCUACACGUGCGCCAUGAUCCUGGAAAUACUAUACCAACUAUUUGCUAUUAAUCACUGCUGUGGGUCCGAGUAAUCCAAACAUUUGACCUAUUACAUAAAUUGAUCCAUUAAAUGUUCUGAAUGUUCUACCGUGUGAUACAUUCACAUGUAUAUGUUGUUAAUUUGAAAUUGUACGUUAAUUGGAACUUUUGUGGAACUUUUCUUCCAUAGGAACCAAAAUGAAUUGUAAUCGACACUGAUAACCAAAACUGUGAAACAAACCAUUCCAAUGACACUACCUCAAUUUUAUUUAUUAAAACGUUUUAUCAUGAGCUUCAA
Messenger RNA from Oncorhynchus keta (chum salmon), 1604 nucleotides. RefSeq names its product immediate early response gene 2 protein-like. NCBI's taxonomy places the organism in Eukaryota, Metazoa, Chordata, Actinopteri, Salmoniformes, Salmonidae. The transcript has a single exon. The coding region runs from base 224 to 793 and encodes 189 amino acids. The record is from RefSeq and is a predicted model, not a curated record.